This is a messenger RNA of Abrus precatorius (Indian licorice), 348 nucleotides long. RefSeq names its product pre-rRNA-processing protein TSR2 homolog. NCBI's taxonomy places the organism in Eukaryota, Viridiplantae, Streptophyta, Magnoliopsida, Fabales, Fabaceae. Bases 1 to 348 code for a protein of 115 amino acids. The transcript has 3 exons. The record is from RefSeq and is a predicted model, not a curated record. Gene Ontology annotation, biological process: maturation of SSU-rRNA from tricistronic rRNA transcript (SSU-rRNA, 5.8S rRNA, LSU-rRNA). Gene Ontology annotation, cellular component: nucleus.
AUGGAUUCCAUUAAUGGGAACCAAUUUAGGAGAAUAGAAACAAACCCUAAGAUUUUCUUGCAAGAGAAUAUCAUUUUGCUUCUUUCUCGUUGGUAUGCCCUUCAAAUGGCCGUCCAAAAUCAGUGGGGUGGUUGUGACUCCCUCCAGAAAUCCCAUCAACUUUCAGCUGAUUUAUUCUCGUGGUUCUCCAGAUCCAAUGCACCAAUUCCUAUUGAAGAUUUAGAAAAUCUACUUCAUGAAUUCAUGUUGCUUAUAUUCAAUACAGAGAUAGAAGAUGGCAGCAUUGAACAGGUAGCAGAACAGUUGAUGGUUAUCCAUGAAGAAUACUUGUCUCGCCAAUCAUCUUAA